AUGGAUGAAAGUCAUCCGCCGCUGGGCGAAAGUUCGCAAGGCGGGGAGUUACCUGUAACUCCCCAGAACCAGCGCGCUAAAGCAGAGGUCGGAGAUGGGAGCCAAUCUCUUCCAAUCAAUCUCGUGAACGAUAGCGUUCCUACUCAUAAUCGGCCACAAGAACCUCCCAUACGCAGGGGCAGAGGGAGGCCACGAGGGUCAAAGAAUAAGAAGACUAUUGCCGCCGAAAAUGCUGCCCGUCGACCGCAGACGCGAUUUCCAUCGCCACCACAAGCACUGGGUGAUGAAAAGGACAGCCACCAAAGUUGGAUGGGUGAUGAGUACGUUCCCAGCAAUUACGGAGACCCUCCAUAUCGACCUACGAACACAUCACAGAUUGGUAGUGAGGAUGCUUUGAUCUCGCCCGACACACAUGAGAGCCAAGCUGUCGCGGAAUUUAUCAAGAGUUAUCGAAACUCAGUCAAUCUUACCAGGGAGAAGAACAGGCAAUCUGUUCCCAUUAGCAGAGAAAGAAUGAAGGAAGAGGAUCAAUAUGAGCUAGCGAAACUUAUCGAUUCUCACACCUGGAGCCAGACUCAAGAAAAUGAGUUAGACGCAUCUUGGGAGAGUGGUUUAGUUAAGGCUGCAAUACAGCGCUUGCCCGAUCGCGGCACCUAUCUUUCCUCCGUCUUCGAGACAUCCUUUCAUCUCUGCAACAUGGAUCCUCUGUCCCUGUUAUCCAUGUAUCACGACUUCGAGUUCGACAAUAGUGGUAACGAUAGCUUUAUGCAUGACAACGGUGAAGGGUUCUCUGCCAAAGAGGCCCGCAUCUUGAGCCACCUCGGCUGUGGCGACCUCUCAGUCUCUCCAGUACUAGAGUGCUUUCGCUUACAUCAAGAACGAUCUAAAGCUGCUGGUUUCAUUAAGACACCCCACGCCAAGCUUCUGGCAUUAGUAGCUGAUCAUGCUGGGUUGCGCGCAGCACCGACAUCAACCGACGUUAUGCUCGUUCGUACUGGAGACCUGGAUGUCUUGAUCAGCGCCUUGGACCGUUUGAACGAUUGGGGGUUGAGUAUCUCUUGUGAUGUCCAUCAUCUACAAUACUGCGCCAGUCAAAUCUCGAUAAGUUACCCCUCGGGGCUGGAGGAGCUAUUGGAGGAAUACAAAUGGGUUUGGAUGAAGCUUGAGAGGAGCAAGCUCUGCAAUGCUGCAGUGAACCUGCCUGCCAUCCAAAGCGAUACGUUAUAUCGCCAGACCGAUGGACAGGGAGUCCCAUCCAACAACAAAUUUCUGCCCAACAAUGCAGUUUUGGUUGACUAUCCUAAGAAUCCUCAGAACGUGGGACAUUUCAAAAUAGAGAGCCCUCCUAUCCGGCGGUCAUUCGACCCCGACGCUGGUGACUUAACCCGGACUAUGGCUGAUCACAGGGACCAGCUUAAUCCAUUCCAGGCGUUUCUCACGAAUCAGCCCAACAGAGCCCAGUCGACCCUCCCGAACCCCUUCAUCACACAGCCUGACCCAGAUCCUGCACAAGAGCCACGCAUGGGUGGUUCUGAAGACGGGGAAAUUAUAUCAACUGAGUUAUCUGACGAAGAGAUGAUGGAGGAACAACUUGAACACGACCCCGAUAUUCCUCAGGCUGCAGGUGGCCAUCCAAGAAAGAGGGACCAGGCCAGAUACCAGGUUCGGAAGCGUAAGUUCGAGACGAAGAAGCAGUUCCAGCGCCGUCGUGCGUACUACGGCCAAUCUUAUUCAUCUGCGUCGCAGAGACAGGGAGGAAAUAAAUGGGGAGCUCGGUCUGGCUCUGGUUAUGAAAGGAGAUGA
Messenger RNA from Fusarium subglutinans, 1803 nucleotides. RefSeq lists its product as uncharacterized. The record is from RefSeq and is a predicted model, not a curated record. The transcript has 2 exons. The coding region runs from base 1 to 1803 and encodes 600 amino acids. Lineage: Eukaryota; Fungi; Ascomycota; Sordariomycetes; Hypocreales; Nectriaceae.